This is a messenger RNA of Mesorhabditis belari, 555 nucleotides long. The record is from the annotation of a GenBank genome assembly. Lineage: Eukaryota; Metazoa; Nematoda; Chromadorea; Rhabditida; Rhabditidae.
AUGGACGCUCGAACGGCCAACACGACAAUCACCGAGGAAAGCGAUCAAAUCAAGAAGAUUAUCGACAAAUUGAUAAACAAGGCAAUUCAAGCUUCUGGAAGAAAAGUGACGGGAGCUUUCUCAACCUUAGUGGUCGUUGCCUCGUCGGUUUUGAAUCAAUGGCAGCAGGAACUGCAAGACAAGGUUGACGAAGAUUACGCACUCAACAUUUAUUGUCACACUGGCCCCAAAAAAACCCGGGAUAAUUUGGACGAUAAAGUUACGCCGGGCAGAUGUUGUGCUGACGACUUGCGACGUUUUAAGGAAAUCACAAGGGAAUUAGCGCAGCCAGGAACAUACCAGCUUCGAGUCCUUACUUACUUCGGUGGAUUAGAGAUGCAGGAUUUGCGCGUAAAUUUGGUUGUCAAUCCGACUGUGGGAAACAACAUGGCGCCGGCACCUAUGGCACCUGAUGACGGUCCUCAGGGCGGCGGUGGUGGAGGAGGCGUCUGCGAGGGUGAACUGCCCCACAUUGAAACGUCGUUUUUUUGCGCUACGCCAGGCCACUACGGCCAC